This is a messenger RNA of Diaporthe citri, 924 nucleotides long. RefSeq lists its product as uncharacterized. The transcript is spliced from 3 exons. The record is from RefSeq and is a predicted model, not a curated record. Lineage: Eukaryota; Fungi; Ascomycota; Sordariomycetes; Diaporthales; Diaporthaceae. The coding region runs from base 1 to 924 and encodes 307 amino acids.
AUGUCUGUCAAUGAAUACGGCGACGAAGCACGCGAGCGCGUGGUGGACGAGACGCUAAGCCUGAUCGACCAUCUCGGUGUCGAGCAAGCGCGCAGCAUUCUUCGCUGCUUCGCGAUCGAUGAAGAAAAUUUCGACGCACACGCGCUCGUGACGGUUGAGAAGACAGUGCGCGCGACCUGCGACAGGUCUCAAUGCGACUACGAUGCGACGAUUCACUUCCCCGACCUCAAGACUGCCCGGCUGAACAGAGCACAUUUACUGAAGUCGCGGGCCAUGUCGGCAAAGACUGAGAAUGCAACCCAACAAGCUGCUGAGCACGCUCAGAGAUCAGCGGAGCCUAGUCAAGCCUCCGUGAACAUUCCCAACAUGGACAAUCGUGCCAGUACGGAUGGACAUCAUGAUCCGCAAGAAGACGCCGCGGCCGAAACUUCCAUGCAUGAUACUAGCGACCUCGAGUUUGAGAGACUUCAGACCCGACGUUUGAUUCGCGACGGCCACGUCACGAUCAAUCAUUACUACAUGAACAAAAGCCCGGAAGUCCAGCCAGAGCCAGAGCGAAAGCCUGAGCAAAAGCCAGAGCCAACGCCAGAUCCAAAGCCAGAGCCGAAGCCACAGCCGAAACCACAGCCGAAGCUGCAGCCAAAGCCACAGCCGAAGGCAGAGCCAGAGCCAGAGUGGCUGCUCUGUGAUCUUUGCGACGAGUGGUAUCUCGAGGAGGACAACGUGCUUCAGGAGGACGGCAGGCCUCCGUGUGGUUACCAUCCCGGACAAAUCAUUAACUACGCGAACAACGAACUUCGGACCCUACGCAACUACGGUUUUCGCAUGACAGGCAGAGCGUGGAACUGUUGCCGCCGUAGACCCGACGCGGCUGGCUGCCAUCCCGAAUUCCACGAGCCGGCCGACUCAGGUGAAAGCGAGUGA